This is a messenger RNA of Hyposmocoma kahamanoa, 1454 nucleotides long. RefSeq names its product multifunctional protein ADE2 (gene Paics). NCBI's taxonomy places the organism in Eukaryota, Metazoa, Arthropoda, Insecta, Lepidoptera, Cosmopterigidae. Gene Ontology annotation, molecular function: phosphoribosylaminoimidazolesuccinocarboxamide synthase activity. Gene Ontology annotation, biological process: 'de novo' IMP biosynthetic process. The record is from RefSeq and is a predicted model, not a curated record. The coding region runs from base 23 to 1423 and encodes 466 amino acids. The transcript is spliced from 9 exons.
CAGUGGAGCGACAAGUAACGUAAUGUUUCAAGAAAUAAUUGAAUGGUCGUAUUUGAAUUUGAUUGAAGUUCACUGUACCUGUCGCGCGAUCCCCUCUGGCCUGCGAACCCGCUUCAUUGUUGCUCCCGCUUCUAAAAACGAAAAAAUGUCGUAUCCCAAAGAAGUUGGAGGCUAUAAGUUGGGCAACCUCAUCAUCGAAGGCAAAACCAAGCAAGUAUUCGAUCUUCCCGAUGUACCUGGCAGCUGCCUGCUUCUGAGCAAGGACAGAAUCACAGCGGGAGAUGGCGUCAAGGCUCAUGACAUGGCUGGCAAGGCCGCGAUCUCCAAUGAGACCAAUGCUAAGGUCUUUGAGAUCCUUAAAUCUGCUGGCAUUAAAACCGCCUUUGUCAAGAUGGUAUCCCCUACCGCAUUUAUAUCUAAGAAAUGCGACAUGAUCCCUAUCGAGUGGGUUACACGUCGUUUAGCUACGGGGUCCUUCUUGAAGCGUAACCCAGGAGUGCCAGAGGGAUUCCGCUUCUGCCCGCCUAAGCAGGAGACAUUCUUUAAGGACGAUGCCAACCACGAUCCUCAAUGGUCUGAAGAACAGAUUGUUAGCGCCAAAUUCAAGUUUAACGGUGUGGAGAUCGGUCAGGCUGAGGUGGACUACAUGCGUCGUGCGACGAUCCUUGUAUUCGAGGUAUUGGAGAAAGCGUGGGCUCUUCGCGACUGCGCCCUCAUUGACAUGAAAAUCGAAUUUGGAAUUGACACUGAAGGCACCAUAGUUGUCGGUGAUGUCAUCGACUCCGACUCCUGGAGACUUUGGCCCUCCGGUGACAAGAGAUUAAUGGUUGAUAAACAGGUCUACAGAAACCUGACAACAGUGACAGCUGCGGAUCUGGACACUGUGAAGCGCAACUUCGAUUGGGUAAAGGAGCAGCUCGACCACCUGAAACCCAAUAUCCACCAUAAGGUGGUUGUUUUCAUGGGAUCCCCAGCUGAUCAGGAACAUUGCCUAAAGAUCGCCAAGGCUGGUCGUGAACUCGGACUCGAUGUAGAUCUGCGCGUCACAUCUGCCCACAAGGCUACAGAAGAGACCCUUCGCAUCAUGCAGCAAUAUGAAGACACGCAUGGCGCCCUUGUUUUCAUUGCAGUGGCUGGCCGCUCCAAUGGACUUGGACCUGUACUUUCUGGCAACACUUCAUACCCUGUUAUUAACUGCCCACCGCCUUCUGAGAAACUUGUACAAGACAUCUGGUCAUCUCUUUCCGUACCAUCCGGACUGGGCUGCGCCACAGUGCUCUACCCUGACAGCGCUGCACUAAUGGCGGCUCAGAUCGUUGGUCUUCAGGAUUACAUUGUGUGGGCCCGUCUUCGUGUCAAACAACUAGAGAUGGCCUACUCACUCAGGCAGGCCGACAAGAAACUCCAGAACUUAACCCUUUGAAAACAUUAAUUUUGAUUUUUAAGUAUUACCA